Molecule: messenger RNA, 1041 nt
Organism: Aspergillus nomiae NRRL 13137
Lineage: Eukaryota; Fungi; Ascomycota; Eurotiomycetes; Eurotiales; Aspergillaceae
Exons: 2
Coding region: 1-1041 (346 amino acids)
Source: RefSeq, a predicted model, not a curated record
AUGUCAGGAAUUCCCAAAUCUCCAUCGAUUUUCAUUACUGGUGUAACAGGCUACAUUGGAGGGGAUGCCUGGCAUGCUAUUACCCAGAAAUACCCCUCCUGCGUGGCAAGAACAUCCUGCCUCGUCCGGACGACGGAGAAAGGAGACCAGGUGCUAGCACGCUACCCAUCAAUUCGCCUCGUGUACGGGGACCUCGACAAUACAGAGGUUAUCGAAGCUGAAGCAUCCAAGGCAGAUAUUAUACUGCACUUUGCAAGUAUAGAGCACGUUGAGUCUGCGAGAGCCAUUAGCCGCGCUCUUCAGAGACGCGAGAAAUUCCAACAGGCCACAUAUUGGAUUUCCGUCUCGGGCACGGACAAUAUUGCGUGGAAGGAUUGUGAAAAUAACACGUAUGGAGAACAACCUAGUGACGAAAUCUAUGAUGACUGGGACGGCCUCUCCAAUGUGACAUCCCUUCCUGAUACUGCUCCCCAUCGAGAUGUGGAGUGCGUCCAGCUGGCCGCGGGAGGGACGUUUGUGAAGACCGCAAUCGUGUGUGCUCCGUGCAUAUAUGGUAUUGGACGUGGUUGUGGCAAUCAGCGCAGCAUCCAGAUUCCAGAUCUAGCGCGCUAUACCCUGCAGAAAGGCCACAGUCUUCAGGUGGGCAAAGGCCUCUCCAUAUGGCCCAAUGUCCAUGUCGCAGACCUCAGUGACAUAUUUCUCCGCCUUUUUGGAGAAGCUAUUCAGAAUGGCACGAGGGCAUCAUGGAAUCAUGAAGGAUAUUACUUUGCCGAGAAUGGAGAACACGUGUGGGGAGACGUUUCGUCUCUCCUGGCUCGUGAGGCACAGAUACGUGGGCUCACUCAAUCAGCGGAAGUACGAAGCUUCGAAGCAGAGGAGGCAGAUAAUCAAAUUGAUUUUGCGUCUCUCUUUUACGGUGCCACAUCACGUUGCAAGGCGAUCAGAGCUCGGAAGCUUCUUGGGUGGGAACCACGUCAUGCAGAUAUCGAAGCUGCAGUCCUGGAGGCGUUGGAAGUCGAGACAAGGACGCUGAAGAUUUAA